AUGGCUAUUGCCAUGGGCUGGCACAAGCCCGACAAUGUCGCAGGCUCGUCGGCGCCUGGCAUCAUGGUCGGUCUCUUUGUCGCCUCGGGCGGUUUACUUUUCGGCUACGACACUGGUGCCAUCAACGGAAUACUAGCUAUGCGCGAAUUCAAGGAUCAGUUUGGCGCCGCAUGUCGCGACCACCAGGGACAGCUGGACAUCUGCACAAACGACUCGGCCCUCAUCGUCGGCAUCCUCAGCAUCGGCACCAUCUUCGGUGCCCUCCUGGCCGCCCCGUCCGCCGACAACCUCGGUCGCCGAUACACCUUUCUCAUCUCGGUCUGCGUCUUUUGCAUCGGUGCCAUAUGCCAGGUGUGCGCGUCGGCCAUGUCGCAGAUGCUUACGGGGAGACUAUUAGCAGGCGUCGGUGUCGGCGCCAUAUCCGUACUCGUACCGCUAUACCAAUCCGAGAUGGCGCCCACGUGGAUCCGGGGAACGCUGGUGUGCGCCUACCAACUCUCCAUCACGUUUGGGCUCCUGGCAGCCUCGGUCAUCAACAUCGUCACGUCCGGCCUGGACGGGCCGGCGGCGUACCGCAUACCGCUGGGCCUGCAGUUCGUGCCGGCGCUGAUCCUGACGGGCGGCAUCCUCGUCCUGCCCGAGACGCCGCGCUUCCUCGUCAUGAAGGGCCGCAGCAGCCAGGCCGGGCUGUCGCUCAGCCGGCUGCGGCGGCUGGACAUCACCCACCCGGCGCUGGUGGAGGAGCUGCAGGAGAUCAUCGCCAACCACCAGUACGAGCUGACGCUGGGCUCCAGCUCGUACCGUGACCUGUUCCGAGGCUCGCCCCACCUGGCCAGGCGGACCUUUACCGGGUGCGCGGUGCAGAUGCUGCAGCAGCUGACGGGCAUCAACUUCAUCAUGUACUACAGCACCACCUUCUUCGGCGGGGUGGGCGUGCAGAGCCCGUACACCAAGUCGCUCAUCGUCAACGCCAUCAACGUCGUCUCGACCUUCCCGGGCCUGCUCGUCAUCGAGUCGUGGGGCAGGCGGAAGCUGCUGAUGGUCGGGGCCCUGGGCAUGGCCGUGUGCCAGCUCGUCAUGGCGGCCUUUGCGGCGGCGACGGGGCCGGAGCUCAAGGACACGGCGCAGGUGAUACUCAUCGUCUUCUGCAGCAUAAACGUCUUCUUCUUCGCCGCGUCGUGGGGGCCGGUGGCCUGGGUGGUGACGUCGGAGAUCUACCCGCUCAAGGUGCGCGCCAAGGCCAUGUCCCUGUCGACCACGUCCAACUGGCUCUUCAACUUUGGCAUAUCGUACGCCAGCCCGUGGAUGGUGGGUCGCGGCCCCGGCCACGGCGACUUCGGCUCCAAGAUCUUCUUCAUCUGGGGCGCCUUCUGCAUCCUCGCCGUCUUCUUCGUCUGGUGUCUCGUCUACGAGACGAGCAAGCUCAGCCUGGAGCAGAUUGACGAGAUCCAUCAUUCUGCAUCGGAUCGUGGUCGUCCACCUUCUGACGAUGAGACCAAGAGUCAGCCCAUGAUGGCACACGUCGAUUUCACAUACUAA
Geosmithia morbida is the source of this 1539-nucleotide messenger RNA. RefSeq names its product Sugar (and other) transporter. The record is from RefSeq and is a predicted model, not a curated record. Gene Ontology annotation, biological process: carbohydrate transport; transmembrane transport. Gene Ontology annotation, molecular function: carbohydrate:proton symporter activity. The transcript is spliced from 4 exons. Bases 1 to 1539 code for a protein of 512 amino acids. NCBI's taxonomy places the organism in Eukaryota, Fungi, Ascomycota, Sordariomycetes, Hypocreales, Bionectriaceae. Gene Ontology annotation, cellular component: membrane.